UUUCAUCUAUGAUUUUAAUGACCGUAUUUGUUUGUUGGUUGCACUGGUGCAAAACAAAAGGAAUGCACAAAUAGCUAUUUUCAAGCCGCUCACCGCGCCUCCAUUCAGUUCCAAUUUCUGCGAGUUUGUGUGGAAUGGCAACAGCCUUAAAGAAGAAUCAUUCCCGUCGAAGGCUCGCCGCUCUCACAUUUCUCUCUAACAUAUCCCUCGACGGUAGUCACAGGGAUACAAAGCUCGCUAUCCUAACGCGGAACUCAGUCUUCCAUCGCAGGACACUGAGCGACACUCACCAUGACCAUGGAAACAAUAUCCAUCAAAACGACCUUGAAACAUCGGCGUAUGAGGGUAUCGAUGGCUUAUCCAUAGAGCCGUUGAUGGUUGCUCGCAAAGUAAAUCCUGUGACAAAUUCUCCGCCGGUUCGUAAAGUUCAUGAGCAGCACUCUUUUAGCUCGGACUCUGAGGGCCCUUUAACUCCGGCCAAACUUCCUACUGCGGCAUUUGUAGACCAGGAGCGAGUAGCAACUUUUGUUCAUAUGCCACCUGGGAUUCAUGGUCCUUUUAGAGAUCGUACUGAAACAGCAAGUAGUGAAUAUUCACUUCCCGAAAGACGUAUUGGAUCCUUUCAACACAGAAAGAGAAUCAUUCAUCAAACUUCAACACUUUCAGAGGAUAUUAAGCAUCAUCACAAUAGUAGCAGCGAAAGUAUCGGCUCUCUACGUUCGAAGUCUAUAUCACAGUCAUCUAGAUCAAAAUCAAAAGCAAUCAAUAAUGUCUUAUCUAACUGUUCCAACAAUAACAUCAUACCUGAAGUCACAAAAGAGCUACGCAUGAUGCAGCGACCUUUUAUUGGCCAUAAAUUUGGAGACGAUCGACUCAUCUUGGUGUCUACUAAGAGGGUCCCAUUCCUUGUUUUCUCUGCCCUUCCGUACAACAAAGGAUCACGUACUGGCUGGUCUGAACUUCGAAAAGAUCCUGGGCGUAGAAGAAACACUUCAGGUCCAAGACCCCUUUCUGCUAUCAAUGAUACAUUAGACCCAUUUGGUCUGUUAGGUAUCGAGCGGGGCAAAGAUGGCCAGGAGAUAUCUUACGGACAACUUCUGAUACCAUCAAGGCAGUUUUUAAAGGAUCGCAAGGGGUAUGGAAAUGAUAGCGAGGCCAUAGAGCUUAUGCACACAGUUCCAGCUAAGCACAAUGUGGCGGCAAGGUGCUUAUCGUAUGAUACAGCUAUACAUCGACCGUCACACAUUAUUCCUGCGUCACCCCCGCUAUCUUACAAUGCAGAUACAAAAGCUUAUGAAUGGGAGGAUAUGCCAUACAAUCCAAAUUUGUUAGACGACCCAGAGUUAAUCGCAGGCAAACAUCGCACGCUACUUACAUUUACGUCAUACAUGACAUCAGUGAUAGAUUAUGUUAGACCAUCUGAUCUUAAAAAAGAACUCAACGACAAGUUUAGAGAAAAGUUCCCUCACAUACCGUUAACAUUGAGUAAACUCAGAAGUUUAAAACGUGAGAUGAGGAAGAUAUGCAAGCUCGAAUAUGGUCUUGAUUUACUGACUGUAGCUACAGCAUAUGUAUACUUUGAGAAACUGAUUCUUCGCAACGUUGUGACUAAGCAAACAAGAAAACUCUGCGCUGGAGCCUGUCUACUGCUUGCAGCAAAGCUCAAUGACGUGAAGGGUGAUGUUUUGAAGUCUUUAAUCGAGAGAAUAGAAAGUGUUUUCCGUUUGAAUCGCAAGGAACUGAUAACGUCGGAGUUUGCUGUACUAGUGGCAUUAGAAUUUGGUUUGCAUUUGCCUACGUGGGAGGUUUUCCCACAUUAUCAGCGCCUCAUGUAUGAGUCCUGACCUUCCCCUAUACCAUUGGUAUUAGUACACCGGGCACGAACAUUUUCUUCGUCAAACUAAACAGAGCUUUAACAACAAUGCAUUUUGCGAAUUUUCUAAAUUUUUGAAAAUAAUUAUAAGUAGAAAAUUCAAGAAGAGAUCAAACUAUGCCCCAAACAAAUAAGCAUAGAAUGAUAAUCCGAGAAGUGGGUUUAACUUAAAUCCGGUGCUAAGUAAGUAAAGUAGCUCUUUACUCUUUGUAUACUAUAUAACAUUUAAAUCUUAAUCUUCUGCAUUUUAGCUAAGGCUAAUUGUAUGAACAACUCGCAAGUUCAACUUACCUUGCUUUGUCCCCAAUCUUACAUGAGAGUUCAUUUAAAUUUCUUUAUUAUUCAUAUUACUACGAUGAAAGUACAUGCUUACAGAUGUGCGAUGGGUAACACUUUGAGUACCAACAAAUUAUAUUAUCAAAAAGAAAAAACAGAGUACUUAUUUCUGGAAUGAUGCAUAUACUGUUUAGUCAAUAACUUUAUACUCAGUAUGUAAUAUACAUAGUCUGAAGGUCUAGGUACUUGGAAAUUGAAUAGUUUUAUAUAUAUAAAAAAAAAAAAUUCAUUGG
Diprion similis is the source of this 2442-nucleotide messenger RNA. Its product is annotated as CDK5 and ABL1 enzyme substrate 2. The record is from RefSeq and is a predicted model, not a curated record. The coding region runs from base 135 to 1844 and encodes 569 amino acids. The transcript has 10 exons. Gene Ontology annotation, biological process: regulation of cell cycle. NCBI's taxonomy places the organism in Eukaryota, Metazoa, Arthropoda, Insecta, Hymenoptera, Diprionidae.